Onychostruthus taczanowskii (white-rumped snowfinch) is the source of this 260-nucleotide messenger RNA. Its product is annotated as gallinacin-10-like. Gene Ontology annotation, biological process: innate immune response in mucosa; defense response to Gram-negative bacterium; defense response to Gram-positive bacterium. The coding region runs from base 66 to 260 and encodes 64 amino acids. The transcript is spliced from 2 exons. NCBI's taxonomy places the organism in Eukaryota, Metazoa, Chordata, Aves, Passeriformes, Passeridae. Gene Ontology annotation, cellular component: extracellular region. Gene Ontology annotation, molecular function: CCR6 chemokine receptor binding. The record is from RefSeq and is a predicted model, not a curated record.
UUCCAGCCAUCAUUGUCCUUUCAGGUGCUCUGCAGGACCUCACAAUCCAAAAGCAGCUGACAGCCAUGAAGAUCCUCUACCUGCUCUUCGCUGUCUUCCUCCUCCUCUUCCAGGCUACUUCAGGUUCUGCAGACCCUCUUUUUGAGGACACCAUCCAGUGCCGGGGCCAGGGAAAAUUCUGCCGUGCCGGGGAGUGCCCACCCACCUUCGCUGCCACGGGGACGUGCCACGGGGGACUGAUGAACUGCUGCUCCAAGUAG